AUGGCAGACUCAAAAGAAGAUCGGUUGGUUAAAAAGAGAUUGGCUGAACGACGUCGGAAAGCUCGCAUCAAGAGUGAUCCAGAGCUUUACGCAGUGCACAAGGAGAAAGAUAGGCAACGGUAUUUUAAAAGGAAGAAUGAAGGAAAGAUAAAGACUGUAAGUGAAUUAGAUUCUCGCCUACAACGAAUUUCUAGGGAGAGAAGUAGAAUGUCUUCCAACAAACACAAUUUGAAAAAAAGGCGCAAAGAGAUGAGGUGUCUUGAAGAGGAUUUAAUAAUUGUACCAGAAGCAACCGACGAAACUGACGAUCCUUUGGUUACUUCACGAUCACAACUAAAACGAUCAGGAUCACUUCAAACUGAAGCAAGGUCUCAUGUUGAUUUGCUACCAUCAAGUUCAUCGGUCGUUUCAUCGCCUUUUCAGCGUGUUAAGGCUUACCGAGACUUGGCAGCACCAUUGAGCCCGUGUAGUGACGUCAGUACAAUUUCAAGGCCAUGUACCAGAUCAUCAUUUCGUGUAAUUGAAAAGGAGUUUCCUCCAACUCCAAAGGCUAACAAGAAACUAAAUGCCAAAGUUAUUAUACGUAGACUUAAAUACCGCAUGAACAAAAUGUAUCAGUUACAGAAAAAGAAGAUUGAUGAAUUGAAGACUAUCAACGAACGACAACGAAAACAGUUAUAUAGAUUAAAACACCAAAGUGCUGCAUUAAGAAAAUAUGAACCGACAAGCAAAACCAAUACAGAAGAUAUGAAACAACAAAGUGAAUCAGACGCUAUAAAAACAAUUAAAAAUAAUGUAGAAGAGGACAUUAAAACUUUUCUUGAAGAAGAUGAAAACAGUCGUAUGUGUUCUGGAAAAAAAGAGUUCAUUACUAAGAAAAAGGAUAAAAAACAAAGACGCUACUUAAAUGAUUCUUUAAAAGACUUAUAUACUAAGUUUAAGCAAACAAAUCCCCAAAACAAAAUUAGUUACUCCAGUUUUUGCAAAAAACGACCGUUUUGGAUACUGAAACCUGCUGUAAAUAAACGAGAAACCUGUCUUUGUAUUGAACACGAAAAUAUGGACUUAAUGGUGAGUGCGUUAAAAAAAAACAACUUAAUUCAAGAAAAAUCUACCAAAGAUAUUUUAUCAUCUCUGUGCUGUGACUCUUCGAAUGUGUCAUGUUUAACAAGGAAAUGCAAUGACUGCAAAGAUAAAAGCUUAAUCUAUAAAGAAUUCAAUAACGCUGAAGUAUUAUUUUACUGGAUUUGGCAAAAAAGUAAAAAAACUUAUUCUAAGAAUGGAAUUACAAAAACCACCAUUCACACAGCGAAGGAUAAAAUGAAUGCUUUCCCUAGAGACAUCAUUUUAAAAUUUGAAAAAAUGUUACCUCCAUACAUGACUCACUGUGGAGUUAUGAUCGCACAGAACAGGUUCAUUAAAAAAAUGAAAAGCGAUCUCACUAAUGAAGAGUGCAUAAUUCACUGCGAUUUUAGUGAAAAUUACAGCACAAAGUACGGUAUUAUCACGAAAACUAUUAACGAUUCCGGUAUUUAUGAAAAAGAUUUGUUGAUUCCAUCCGAUCUCAAGCAAUUUGCAGGGACUAUGAAAGUUCAUCAGGCAGUGUGGAACGCCAAUGAGCCCAACCAACUAUCAAUGAGAAAAAUGAGUUGCGCCGAAGGUGAAUGUAAAAAUAAUUCAGUGUCGUGUGAACAUGGGUAUCAUGUAGGAUUAUACAUCAUAGGCGAGCAAACUAACCGACUGCUGACUGAUAGAACCAACAAAAACAAGAGUGACAAGAUGGAUCUGAUCAAAAAGUCAAGUCAAGCCCUAAAGUGUAGCGGAGUCGGUGCAGCAAAAUCUAAAAAACCUCAAAUUUUAUCUAAUAUUUUGAUUCAACCUGGAAGUAGCUAUCAUGUUGAUCUUGCUGAUGAAUGCUCCGAAACCAAGCAGCGCUUGUCGCCUACCUUAACAUCCGACAUUGGAUUGCAUGAAAGUGACAGCUUCUGGACGCGUGUGUCGACAGAUUGUGAAAAUAUUGCUCCGGCAGUAAUGAAUGAAGUAUUCUCCAAAAUUGUAGAUUCUAAAGAAAACAGUGACGAGGAAUAUAACAUUUUUUAA
Molecule: messenger RNA, 2100 nt
Organism: Arctia plantaginis
Lineage: Eukaryota; Metazoa; Arthropoda; Insecta; Lepidoptera; Erebidae
Source: the annotation of a GenBank genome assembly